UGUGCAAGCCACGCAGCUCUUGAUUUGUAUUAUCGAAUAUGGAUGGAUCACUGGCACAGGCAGAGCGGGCAGGAUGAGCAGCGUGCCCGUAGCCGACCUCCCAUUGUUUCAGGCCCGAGAUUGCGGCCAAGUUCAAUGACUCCCAUCUCUCUCUCUCUCUCUCUGCCCGCCCUCCGCUUUCAAACUUUCCGGGAAAAUCUAAACGGACGGUUCUGUUUAAGCAACCGCACCAUAAAUAGAAAAAGGAGGAAGAGUAAAAGAAAAAGAAAUUAAAGAGAGAGACAAAUCCGUGAGGGAGGGGUGAUUCCUGACAUGCCAAAGGGUUCAAUGGGGUUUGAAUGUUUGAUCAGGAGGAAGAGGGUGGACUCGGGCCCCCCCAGUCAGCAAUUGGCAAAGAAGCUCUCCGCUUUCGACCUUGUUGCUAUUGGAGUUGGAUCAACCAUUGGAGCUGGAGUCUAUAUACUGAUUGGGACAGUUGCUAGAGAGCAGACAGGACCUGGUAUCUUUAUUUCAUUUCUAAUAGGUGGAAUAGCAGCUGCACUGUCUGCAUUUUGUUAUGCAGAGUUGGCAUGCCGUUGUCCUUCUGCUGGGAGUGCCUAUCAUUAUUCUUACAUUUGCAUGGGUGAAGGUGUUGCUUGGUUGAUUGGUUGGGCUCUUAUCCUUGAAUAUACACUUGGUAGUGCAGCUGUUGCCCGAGGCAUAUCCCCAAAUUUGGCUUUGUUUUUUGGAGGUGAGGAUAAGCUGCCUGCAUUUUUAGCCCGUCAGAGCAUUUCUGGCAUUGUGGUUGAUCCAUGUGCAGCAAUGCUAGUUUGCAUUGUAGCUGUGCUUCUGUGCCUAGGUAUCAAGGAGAGUUCAUUGGCACAAAUCAUUGUCACAACUGUGAAUGUAGCAGCAAUGCUUUUCAUUGUUAUAGCUGGUGUAUAUAUUGGUUUCACAACUGGAUGGGUUGGAUAUGAACUUAUCAGCGGGUAUUUUCCUUUUGGAGUGAAUGGUAUAUUUGCUGGGUCUGCAACCCUCUUCUAUUCAUAUGUUGGUUUUGAUGCAGUUGCCAGCACAGCUGAGGAGGUGAAGAAUCCUCAGCGAGAUCUGCCAGUUGGUAUAGCUCUUUCUUUGACUUUAUGUUGCAUCUUGUAUAUGCUUGCAUCUGCUAUUGUUGUUGGCCUAGUACCAUACUAUGAGCUGGAUAUCAACACCCCAAUCUCCUCAGCUUUUGCUGGCUACGGAAUGGAAUGGGCAGUAUAUGUAAUUACUAUUGGAGCAAUCACUGCUCUUUGCUCAGGUUUGAUCGGUGGGAUUCUUCCUCAGCCACGAGUUCUGAUGGCAAUGGCUAGGGAUGGUUUGUUACCAUCAUUCUUUUCGGAUAUUAAUAAACACACAAAAGUUCCUGUAAAGAGCACUGUGGUAACUGGCAUCUCUGCUGCAACCCUCUCAUUCCUUAUGGAUAUUGAACAAUUAGCAGGGAUGGUAAGCGUGGGAACAUUGCUAGCAUUUACAACUGUUGCUAUUUCGGUUCUGAUACUAAGGUACAUUCCACCCCGUGAGAAGCUGUCUCUCUCACCACUCCAGGAUCAGGUUCAUUCAGUGUCAGUAUUAAAAAGUAGCAGCAUCCAGGAGAUUGACAUGGAAAUACCAGGAGAUUCUCUUGGCUCCAGUGGUAGUAGCGGUCAGCAUUUACUUGCCAAGGUGGAGAGCUUCACAGAAGUACCUCAGGAUGAACAAAAUAGGCUGAGAAAGCAGACCAUUGCUGCUUGGAGUAUAGCCUUUCUUUGUGCCGGGGCUCUCAUCCUUGCCUCGGCUGCUUCAGCCAAAGUCCUUCCUGGCUUCGCUCGCUUCAUUUCAUUUGGAGCAGGUGGUGUUCUCCUGUUAUGCAGUUUGAUUGCGCUUGCCUCUAUGGAUCAAGAUGAUACAUGGACCACCUCUGGACAUCUAGGAGGUUUCACUUGUCCCUGUGUGCCGCUUUUGCCUGCCACCUGCAUUUUCAUAAAUGCAUACUUGCUACUCAAUCUUGGAGUUGGCACAUGGAUCCGCGUUUCAAUAUGGCUGGUAGCCGGAGUGUUAAUUUACAUACUAUAUGGCCGGAGUCAUAGUUUAUUGUCAGCUUCAGACUACGUGCUGAUAGCCCAGACUGAUGAGAUACACUGCCCUUGACUGCACUGUGAACUAUACAGAGUCAUCCUUUUCCGUGCGAUAUGGUCUGAGACUGAUGUGUGUCUCUGGAUUCAUAUUCCUGGAAAUUUGUUGUAUGGAAAACUGUGAAUAUGUAGCAGCUUUAAUUUACAUGUAAUUUAUAGGUCCCCUCUAAGCAUUUGAUAGAAACAGAACCUGUUGCAGCUGGCAGAUUGAACAGCCCAAUAACACCGUAAAUAGAUAGACUGUAACUGUUCCUCUGUUCCUGGAAAAUUGUUUCACCUUAGUUAUAAUGGAUUGCUUUUACUGUAAAGAUAUGGUGUACUUUAUAUAUUGGAAGUGUAAUUUAUGAUAGAUGUUAUCCUUAGACGACAGUAGAAUUUGUCACGUCUCACAUUAGUUACAAAUGGAGUGUCACGUAAGUAUGUUAUGUAAGGUCUUGAGCCAGUCACAUUUUUAGUAACAAUUGUUUUUUUAACGGAGUUUGUGACCAAGAA
This is a messenger RNA of Diospyros lotus (date-plum), 2624 nucleotides long. RefSeq names its product cationic amino acid transporter 2, vacuolar-like. NCBI's taxonomy places the organism in Eukaryota, Viridiplantae, Streptophyta, Magnoliopsida, Ericales, Ebenaceae. The coding region runs from base 313 to 2148 and encodes 611 amino acids. Gene Ontology annotation, molecular function: amino acid transmembrane transporter activity. The record is from RefSeq and is a predicted model, not a curated record. Gene Ontology annotation, cellular component: membrane. The transcript is spliced from 14 exons. Gene Ontology annotation, biological process: amino acid transport; transmembrane transport.